Molecule: messenger RNA, 1111 nt
Organism: Rhincodon typus (whale shark)
Lineage: Eukaryota; Metazoa; Chordata; Chondrichthyes; Orectolobiformes; Rhincodontidae
Gene: hoxb13a
Product: homeobox B13a
Exons: 2
Biological process (GO): regulation of transcription by RNA polymerase II
Molecular function (GO): RNA polymerase II cis-regulatory region sequence-specific DNA binding; DNA-binding transcription factor activity, RNA polymerase II-specific
Source: RefSeq, a predicted model, not a curated record
AUCAAGCCUUGCACCCAGCCUGCCGCACUAUCUAGUUACCCAGGAGACAAAUACAUAGACAGUCCUGUCCCCACUGAUGAGUACCCAGGUCGGCCGAAGGAAUUCGCUUUCUACCAUGGCUACGCGAGUGCCUACCAACCAAUGCCCAGCUAUCUGGACGUUUCCGUGGUCCAAACUAUCAGUGGCGCGGGAGAGCCGAGGCACGAAGCAUUGUUGCCUAUGGAAGGCUACCAGCCCUGGACCCUUAGUGGGUGGAAUAGUCAGAUGUGCUGCUCUAAGGAACAAGCACAAUCAGGACACCUCUGGAAAUCCACUCUGGCCGCAGAUGUUGCAGCUCACCAACAGGAUGGAAGUUCCUUUCGGCGCGGGAGGAAGAAAAGGAUUCCUUACACCAAAGUCCAACUCAAAGAACUGGAGAGAGAAUAUGCGACAAAUAAAUUCAUCACGAAAGAUAAGAGGAGGAAGAUCUCGGCGGCCACGAACCUGAGCGAAAGGCAGAUCACCAUCUGGUUUCAAAACAGGAGAGUGAAGGAAAAGAAAGUCAUCGCGAAAGUAAAAAGCAACACACCUUAGUUAUUACUUUUUUUUUAAUUAAAAAAAAGAUAAUUGAAACUGUUCAAUUGGGGAAAUUUAUCACAACGGUGCGAAAGACGAUUUUGACAGACCGGGUUUAAAUGCACACUUAUUUCAUGGAGCCUUGCCUGCAGAAUGCUAACAUGUCCUCCUGCUUUUCAUAUUGUAAUGGAGGAGGUGAUAUGGAAUGCCAUUAAAAUGGACUAAAAUAGAUGGUCAGAAUGUACAUUUAAUUAUAACAACGCUGUAACCAUACCGACAUCACUGUUUAUUAUCAGUUAUGUUUUAGUGGAGGUAUGUAACGUAUGUCUUACUGGUGUAGAUGCUAAUUUUAUGUUUUGUUUGGGUUACAUAUUAAACUGUCGAGUUUCGGCAAUGAUUGCAGUAAAACCGCCUGAAAGCUGUUUAUAAUCUCAAAGGCUUGAGAGAAAAUGUUAUUAAUAAGAAAAAUAGGGUUGAAAGUUGACCGCAUUAGUUUUGUUGCAUAAUAUUUUUCAGGGAAUGUGCAAACAUUCCAUAUCCAUCUAAUGAUAGGAGC